AUGCAAAGAAGCCUCCAUUUAAGUCCCAAUUGCUUUCCCGUGACACAAGAACUUGCAAUGGAGACGACAACACCAUGCAACCUCCACUUUGUAUUCAUCCCCUUAAUGGCACCCGGUCACAUGCUUCCUCUUGUGGACAUGGCCAAGUUAUUGGCACGCCGUAACGUUAAGGUCACCAUAGUCACAACACCCCUCAAUGCACCCCAAUUCAGAGCCACCAUUGAAAGAGAAAUCCAAUCUGGCUCACCCAUCAAAAUUCUUCUAGUUAAAUUCCCCAAUGUUGGGGCUGGAAUACCAGAAGGGUGUGAGAACUUAGAAACUCUCCCUUCAAUGGAUCUCAGGGAGAACUUUAUGGUGGCUUUAAGCAUGCUUCAGCAGCCACUAGAGGAGCUUCUUGAAAAGCAAGAACCUUUUCCUAGUUGCAUUGUAUCCGACAAGCACAUUUCUUGUGUUUCUUAUGUGGCCAACAAGUUAAAAGUCCCUAGAAUAGUAUUUGAUGGGACUAAUUGCUUCAACCUCUUGUGCAAUUACAACUUGCAUGUUUCUAAGGUCUAUGAGAGGGUUGCUGAUUCGGAUCAAUUGGUUGUCCCCGGAUUACCCCACAUAAUUGAAAUGAAGAAAUCUCAGCUACCCGUGAUUUUUAGGCCUGGCCCAAACCCAAAGUUGAAUGCUAUACGUGAGAGAGUGUGGAUGGCUGAAGAAGAAGCAUAUGGGGUAGUAGUGAAUAGUUUUCAUGAGUUGGAAGCAGAAUAUGUUGAAGAGUAUCAAAGGGUCACAGGGUAUAAGGUAUGGUGUGUUGGUCCAGUGUCACUAUCAAAUAAGGAUGAUUUGGAUAAAGCUCAGAGAGGUAGCAAAAACUCAUAUGCUGAUGAAAUUGAAACCAAGAAAUAUGUGAAGUGGCUUGAUUCAUGGCCUGAAAAGUCAGUUAUUUAUGCCUGCCUUGGUAGUCUUAAUCGUGUAGCACCUAAGCAAUUGAUAGAAAUUGGUUUAGGAUUGGAAGCAACAAAAAGGCCUUUCAUUUGGGUGCUAAGAGGAGCAUAUAAAAGAGAUGAAAUGGAAAAGUGGCUUUUAGAUGAAGGGUUUGAAGAGAGGGUCAAAGAGAGAGGGAUUUUGAUCAAGGGUUGGGCACCACAGGUGUUGAUUUUGUCACAUAAAGCAAUAGGAGCCUUUUUCACACACUGUGGAUGGAAUUCAACGCUUGAAGCUGUUUGUGCUGGUGUGCCUUUGGUGACAUUUCCUAUGUUUUCUGAUCAGUUUUACAAUGAGAAGUUUGCUGUGCAAGUGGCUGAGAUUGGAGUGAGAGUUGGGGCUGAGUUUGCUGUGCACUUUGGUGAUGAAGAUAAGUUUGGUAAUCUUAUUCAAGUCAAUAGGGACAACGUUAAAGAGUCUAUAGAGAAGGUGAUCGGUGAAGGUGAAGACAAAGAGAAGAGAAGAGAGAGAGCUAGAAAGUUUGCGGAAAUGGCGAAGAAAGCAGUAGAAGAAGGUGGAUCUUCUCAUUGCAACAUGUCUUUGCUAAUUUAUGAUAUAAUGCGUGUCCAAUUGCUAAGUCAAAGGAAACUCACAGUGUAG
Messenger RNA from Abrus precatorius (Indian licorice), 1569 nucleotides. RefSeq names its product UDP-glycosyltransferase 73C4-like. Lineage: Eukaryota; Viridiplantae; Streptophyta; Magnoliopsida; Fabales; Fabaceae. The transcript is spliced from 2 exons. The record is from RefSeq and is a predicted model, not a curated record. Gene Ontology annotation, molecular function: UDP-glycosyltransferase activity. The coding region runs from base 1 to 1569 and encodes 522 amino acids.